AUGGUCAUGUCCAUGAAGGUGAUGUCCAGCAGUAACUGCAGUGCACAGACAUCUGACAUGGCACACCUGCAAGACCGUACACCCAAAACUGUCAGCUGUAUCGUUCAUUUUCUUGACGACACUGUGGAGUCUUUUGAAGUGGAUAAGCGAAGCAAGGCCCAGCACCUUCUGGAUAAAGUUUUUGAACAUCUUGAGUUGGUGGAGAAAGAUUACUUUGGACUACAAUACUUAGACUUAGCUCCAGGAGAUGAUACACUUCGCUGGCUAGAUCCACUGAAAACAAUAAAGAAACAGUGCAGAGGACCAACAUACGAAUUCUUCUUUCGUGUCAAGUUUUAUGUGUCGGACCCCAGCAAAUUAGCUGAGGAAUAUACAAGGUACCAUUUCUUCUUGCAAGUGAAACGAGACAUAUUGUCAGGCAAGUUAGUAUGUUCUGAAGCAAGCGCUGGGAUACUUGCCAGUUACGCUGUGCAGUCUGAACUAGGAGAUUUUAACCCAGAUGAACACAAGGAUGACUAUCUUGACGGCUUCCUGUUUAUUCCAAACCAGAGCUGUGACUUCUUGAAGCUUGUUGCUGAGAAGCACAAACAACACAGAGGCCAGACACCUGCGGAUGCAGAAUACAACUAUUUAGAAAGAUCCAAGCGAUUGGAAAUGUAUGGUGUGGACUUGCAUAGUGCAAGGGAUCAAGACAGCACAGAUAUUCAACUAGGAGUGACAUCAGCGGGUCUUGUUGUUUUCCAGGACAAUGUAAAAAUACACACGUUUUCAUGGGCCAAGAUAGUGAAAAUUUCAUUCAAGAGAAAACAAUUUUUUAUUCAGCUGCGUCGGGAGAGUGAACCAGUAGAGAAUUUAAUUGGUUUCAACAUGGUCAGCUACAGGUCCUGUAAGAACUUGUGGAAGUCCUGUGUGGAGCACCAUACUUUCUUCCGGGUGCACCAUCCCAAUCCACCUGCAAAAAAAAUGUUUCCUGCGGGAUCACAGUUCAGGUACAGGUCAUCCAGCAAGCGAUACCGGCGGACAGUUGGAGCUGUGUCUAGAGAAGCCAUUUUGGAAGAAAACAGGUACAUUGACAGCUAUCGACAGAUGUCAAAGUCACAGACAUUUUCUGGCAAUAGUCCAAGCCACGAUGCUGGCACUGCUACAUCUGCCACCAAUAAUAACAGCGGCAACCACAAUUUCACCAGGCAGGAUGGUGUGAGUAGCCAGGUGCGGGCAACUUUACCUCACAACUACAAGUCUGUGCAUUCCUGGGAAGAAGGUAGCCAUCCACAGCCCAAAAAUGAAGGUAGCUUUAUAUCUCACGGUGCCGGCGACAACUACUCCAGCACGGUUUCCACAAAAGUCAUCAACCACAGCUCUAACACAGACAGCUGCUCUCACAAUGGAAACCUUACUGCCAGUCACCAGACUACCGAUUCCCUGUACGAGCUGCCCAGUUAUGACGAUUUUCUGCCCAAUGGAAAAAGCCAUCCUGAAGGCCAAGGCCUUGUUACAAUUCGGAUGAAACCAGAUGAAAAAGGAAGAUUUGGUUUCAAUGUGAAAGGUGGAGCAGAUCAAGGCAUGCCUAUCAUUGUGUCCAGAGUUGCUCCAAAUACUUCGGCUGACCUGGCCAUCCCACGACUUAAUGAGGGAGACCAGGUGCUUUUCAUCAAUGGGAGGGAUGUGUCACAACACACGCAUGAACAGGUUGUGAUGUUUAUAAAAGCUUCAAGGGAGACCCACUCGGGAGAAUUAACCUUGAUUGUCAGACCAAAUGUUCAAAUCAACGAGGACCCUGGGGAUGAGCCGGACUAUUCUUACGUACCAGAAACACAUCAGAUUGCUUCAACGUCUUCCAGUGCUAACACACUGGAGUCAUCCCUCAUGCUUUUACAGGAGAGUUUGGAAAGUGGUGCAGCCAUAGCUCAGUUUGAACAACUGUACCGCAAAAAGCCAGGACUGACAUUGAAUGCUGCAAAACUUGAUGCCAAUCUUAGCAAAAACAGAUACAGGGACAUAUCUCCAUAUGACCAAACCAGAGUAGUGUUGACAAAUGCUGCCUCUGGGGAUUAUAUCAAUGCCAACUUUGUCAAUAUGGAAAUUCCUGAUUCAGGAAUUAUCAACAGAUACAUUGCUGCACAAGGUCCCUUGCCUAACACUUGCACAGACUUCUGGCAGAUGAUAUGGGAGCAGCGGUCAUCCCUUGUGGUCAUGUUGACCACCAAGGUUGAAAGAGGCCGCGUUAAAUGUCAUCAGUACUGGCCCCAGUUGUUUGAGACCGAAGACUUUGGAACCCUUCAGGUCACCUGUGUCAAGGAGGAGGACACCCAUUCUUUCUCAUUUCGAGAUUUCAGCUUGAACCACUUAGAAACGGGUGAAAAAAGACUUAUCAAACACAUGCAGUACAUUGCUUGGCCAGACCAUGGAGUCCCCGAUGACCCCAGUGACUUCCUCCAUUUUGUUAUGCUUGUUCGACAGAACAGAAAAGGGAUGGCUGAUCCCACUAUUGUUCACUGCAGUGCUGGCAUUGGGAGAACAGGUGUACUGAUCACAAUGGAAACUGCCAUGUGUCUUAUAGAAUCCAACCAGCAGGUUUUUCCACUGUCGCUUGUUCGUCAGAUGAGAGAACAAAGAGCAAUGCUUAUUCAGACAUCUAGUCAGUACAAAUUUGUGUGUGAA
Molecule: messenger RNA, 2661 nt
Organism: Candidula unifasciata
Lineage: Eukaryota; Metazoa; Mollusca; Gastropoda; Stylommatophora; Geomitridae
Source: the annotation of a GenBank genome assembly